GGAAUUCGUGCUAAAAUAUUUUCCCGCUGUAAGACAUAGAGUCUAGAUCUAUUUAGGUUUAGAUUUUAGAUCUAGACUAUGAUCUAGAUCUCGAUUUAGUCAGAUUUCAUAAAUCAAGUUCCACUGUAGAUCUUGAUUCGAGGUUAAUUUUUUAUUAUAACCUAGGCUAUAUGAGGUUAUUUCCAAGUGAACAAAGAAGCGUCUGUUUGACCCCCAGCUAAAGCAUCCCAGAAUGGCAGAAUCUGUAUCCAUUAAUUUAGGCACUCCACCAAACAAGAAGGUCGGAGCAAGUGCUAAAGAUUUAUUAACAUGGCCGUACCAUAAGAUCGUUCGUUUGUUCGACAAUGGUCAGAAGGUGCUCCUCAAGCCAGAGCCAGACUCUGAUUACUCUUAUUCUAAAAACCAACGAGUCGUGAAAUCAGCGAAACGAAAGCAACAGUUGGAAAAUGAACAAAACUUAGAAAAAGAACUUUGCGCAGAAACCAAGAGCAGAUGUCAAAACAAUGGACCAGAAGACGAGAAGUUGAUGAAUGCAGUGACCAUGGAAAGAUAUAAAGAGGCGGAGGACAUUUUAUCGAGCCAGACCAUGGUGUGUUCUCAGGAAGCUCUGGACAGAUCAUUCAUGAUUGCAGCCUACAACGGUCAGAAACUUGCACUCGUUCUGCUUCUUAAUUAUAAAGCUAAUCCGAAUUGGGUAGAUAAAAGCGGGAACACUCCUCUGAUGGUAUGUGCCCUGAAUGGGUUCUUGGAAAUAGUUAGAAUUUUGAUCGACAAUGGAGCCAAUGUGAAUGAACAGAACAGUUCUGGAGACACGGCUUUGAUCUUAUCCAUUAGAAAGUCGGGCUCUGCAGAAAUGGCUCGUUUGCUGUGUACACCUGCUAACGUCAAUCUAAAAAAUAAAGAUGGAUACACUGCUCUAAUGAAAGCAGUUGACACUGGAGACCUAGGCACGUUAAACGUCUUAAUUUUCAAUGGCGCCAACACAUCUGACGUCAGAGAGGGAAAGGCAAUCACAGAAAUGGCCGAGCGAAAGGGAAUACUGAAGUUUCUUAACGUUUUUAUUGAAUGUAAAGCUUCUAAACAACCAUCUAUAAUCGGUGCAGUCAAAAGCAGAGAUUACUCUAUCAUUGCGACGUUUCUUACCUUUGAUAAAAACUGUGUUAAAAUGAGAAGUUCAAACGGAGAGUCUGCAUUGGAGGUUUUGCUAGAUUUAGUUUUAUCUGAGCACAAUGGUCUGUCGUCUGCUGAUAAAGAGAUAUGUAAACUUUUGAUCCUUAAUGGAGUUGAUGUCAAUUUAAAUAAAACAAAAUUCAAAGUUGGAAUAAAUCAGAAUAAAGGUGACAGCCCCUUAGUGAAAGCUGUUCAAACCGGUGACCUUGACUUAGUGAGGUGGCUUUGUUUCAAAAGUGCGGACUUGAAUGAAAUAAUUUGCUUUGAACAGUUGACACCUUUAAUGAUGGCUGCCAAGGAAGGUUUCGUAGACAUUGCCUGUUUUUUACUCUCCAAACAAGCAAAUGUUGAAGUCAAGGGUAGAGAAGGAACAGCUCUAGACAUAGCUGUCAAAUACAAAAAAAUGGAAUGCGCCAAAAUUCUUCUAGAAGAAAAAGUCAAAAGAGGACUGCUUGAUGCCUGCAAGACAGCUAUAGAGUACAAGGAAGUCUGCUUAAUGGAACAUCUUCAUGACAAAUUUACUCUUGACAGUAAAGAGGUCCGCCUGAUGGAGUGGACUAUAGAGUCAGGUAGCAAAGAGAUUUUGAAUUUUCUUAUUUCAAAAGGGGCAGAUGUGAAUUCAAAAAUUUUAAAACGAAGUCCCAAUUCUUCUACUCAAGCACUCAACUUUGUCUACCCUUUGCACUUGUGUGUGGCCAAUGAAAAUCUCGACCUGAUCAAAGAGUUAGUACAGUCUGGGGCUGAUGUCAAUAUCGUAGACGCCAACGGAGAUACGCCCCUCUUUCACGCAUGCGCUAAAAACAGUUUGGGGAUUAUAAACUAUUUAUUAUCAAAUGGCGCUAAAAUUAAUGCUCAGAACAAUUUCGGCAAAACUCCUAUGUUUGUGGCAGUAGAGAAAAAACAGCUGGAACUUGUGAACGUGUUACUGGAACAUGGAGCUGAUAUAAACAUUUGUGACGAGGCCAAAGAUACGCUAGUGUCCAAAGCUAUCAAGUGUCAAAGUUCAGAUAUCGUCACCCUUCUGUUGAACCGCGGCGCAGACACGAAUGCCAUCACAAAAGAUGGAGAUACGAUUUUAACGCUGCUGCUGAAGACUCUGAAGAAUUCGUUCGAGCGGGAGAAAGUGGAGAACAUAUUUAAGAGCUCUCUCCAACAAACUGUGGACAUCAACAGGAAGGACGUUCACGGAAACACGGCGCUGAUCAUCGCCUGCAAACCGGAAUACACCUGGCUCGGGGCGGCAAGACUCCUCUUGGAACAAGGUGCCGACGUCAACAUAAUUAACGAUCGUAACGAGUCCGCUCUAUCGGUUACCUUGUCGAAAGGGGAUCUCGACCUGACGAAACUUCUUUUGGAGAACAAGGCGACUUUUCAUUUGCCUGCGCACUGCCAAGAAGCGGUGCACUUGUUCAUCACCGAGAAUCGCCCAGAGAUCAUCCCGCUAGCACUGGGCCAAGGCGUGUAUCCGUUUCUGAUCAAGCCGACUUUCUCUUGUGGACAUAUAUUUCAUUGUAUCCACAUGUUCGGUAACACCGAUCUGACGCCUCUGACACUGGCCCUGCUGGAAGGACGCUCUUCCGUAGUUCUUUAUUUAAUUCGGACACGUUUCCUGACCAAAUUUGACAUCACAGAUAUCUUGAGCAAGUGCCUUUCCCGAAACACUAUUCUGCAAAAGAAAAAAAGCGAACUGUUCAAGAACCUGCUCUCUCUGACCACCCUCAGCUUUGUCCAAGUCUCUGAUUCACUCGGCGCUACGCCAGACAGGGAAAUAAAAGUCAACCAACUGCCACUGCCGAACAAAAUCAAAGAACAACUUUUGUUUCGAAAUUUGAAAGUGAAGAUGGAGUCACCCUAAAUUUUUCAUGCGUACAUCAAUUGUUUCAUGGGGUAUUCUAAAUGUUUCAUGGGCACUUCAAAUAUUUCAUGGUACCCUGAAUUUUUCAUGCCUUUUUUUUUUUUUACUUCAUAAUAAUUUGUUCAUUUUAUGAAAAUGUAAUAGUUUUGACACUUGUCUUAAAAAGUAAAGAACUUGUAAGAGAUGUUUGGCUUGCAGUAUAUAGUUUUAUCUCGCACUAGUACAUAAGUUAUAUCUACUCAAAUGCUGUUGUUUUUCCCUAGUCAAGUGUGAUAUGACUCGUUUGUGACAAACUUUCAAUGAUCCACAUGGAGGUCAUACACUAGAUUGAUCUUUACAUUGAAAUUGCCAUCUUAAUAAAUGGCUUAUUAUUUAUCGUAGGUCUAAUUAAUUAAAAGCUAUAAUAAAUUGUAAUAUUUAGAAAGAACAGUAAAUGCCGUGUAUUUACUGUGUAAACUUAAGGAAGCCAUAUUUUAAAUUGUUCUAGAUUUUCGGUUGUGAUUAUUUUGUAGGCCAUUUCUCGCAUAUUUUAUCUAUUAUUUUAGAUCCUUAUUACCAGAGAUUCCAUUUCAUUUUGUUAAAGCUUAUUUUUGUUUGUUUGAUGAAUGCCAUUGAAUGAUCAAAUUGGGUUCCAAGACUUGGAUGUCACGUGGUAGUCAGGAUGACGUUUUUUUUUAAACGUCUGCUUCUAUUGUUUUUGUUGUCCAAGUCUCUGGCGUUCUUUCAGAACUGAAGAUUGGUUCGUUCUUUUCAAAUCUUUUGUAGGACGGCAGGGUUCGAACUGAGAUCAUCAAAUCACGACAGCACUGCUUGAUCUGUGACACUGUUCUCUCUAAAAGGAAGACAUAUUUUUUUAAUUACAUUCGCAUGUUUUGUUUCAGUGCUUCGAUGAUUACACAUUUUAAAAAUUUUGAUUCUUCGGUCUCAAAAUGUUCCUCUACUUACAAUCAUUGAUAAUGUUUCAAUAGUUUCGCCUGUGUGUGUGUGUAUUUGUGUACCGGUACUCUAGAUAUCCUAUUGUUGAACAUGUCCAUGUUUGGUUCAGCAUGACAUUAUGCUACAGUUGUUGACAGAUGUGUGUUACAGACUACAAGAGAUUGCCUAAGGGUAUGCAUGAAGGUAGAGCCGCAUCUGAUGAAAUAAUUCACAACAUUACACUGAUUGUUUUGUAUAUUUUUUUACGAACUUUUGAACACUGUUCUAUUUGCAUUGUUGAUUAAAGAGAAUUUGUUUUUUAAA
Molecule: messenger RNA, 4264 nt
Organism: Biomphalaria glabrata
Lineage: Eukaryota; Metazoa; Mollusca; Gastropoda; Planorbidae
Product: putative ankyrin repeat protein RF_0381
Exons: 2
Coding region: 233-3025 (930 amino acids)
Biological process (GO): protein localization to ciliary inversin compartment
Cellular component (GO): ciliary inversin compartment
Molecular function (GO): protein binding
Source: RefSeq, a predicted model, not a curated record